AUGGCCAAUUUGCCCUCUAAAAAGAGGCUUUUGCAGCUAAAAAGCACUGCAUGCCGUAUAUUUGGCAGUAUUUUUAAUCCUAAAGGCUUAAGAAUAGGGACUCGUGUGCUUUUCCGGCGAUUUCCGGGACCAACUAUUUCUCAAUAUUAUUCAAGGCUUAAUAUACCUCCAAAAGUGCUUAUUCGUGCGUUUCCGGACAUGAAUUUAGUUGAUCCGGACGAGGCAAUGCGUAUAGAAUGGGUAGAAAGGCAAGUAGCAAGAAAACGGCGUGGAAAAGGGCCUCCGCCUAAAUCUAACGAAAAUUGUCUCAAAAUCCAGGAAAAAAUGAAGAAAUUUGAGGGAGUUUAUGUAACAACAAAUAAUUGA
This is a messenger RNA of Pneumocystis carinii B80, 366 nucleotides long. RefSeq lists its product as hypothetical. Gene Ontology annotation, cellular component: mitochondrion. The record is from RefSeq and is a predicted model, not a curated record. Bases 1 to 366 code for a protein of 121 amino acids. Lineage: Eukaryota; Fungi; Ascomycota; Pneumocystomycetes; Pneumocystales; Pneumocystaceae. The transcript has 3 exons.